AACCAAACAGCCCGCGCACCGUGCUCACAAAAUUGCACGUUUUUAUUUUACUGCACAUUUUGCAUUAUUUUCGAGUUUUUUUCUAGCCGUAUUAUUUAUACACGAUGGAGGACGAUGAGGAAACUUUCGGAGCGACCAUGAGGAUCGCCUCCGAGACCGCGGAAGCUGAGAAGGAGUAUGAAAAAGUCCUUGAACAGCUGAGAGAAGCGGAGGGUCUGAAGUUGUACGCGGACGUGUACACUAAGCUAUAUGACUCUUACUUCAAGUUGAAAGAGGAGAAUGGAGUUCAUUUAGAAGAGAUCUCAUCGCUCAAGAACAGAUUAAAACGCUUUGACGACACUGUGUCGGAAUACCUGAAGGAGAUUUCUGAAGCUAACAAAACUAUAGAAACACUGAGGGCGGACAUCGAGGAGGCGCGAGCGCUGGCUGACGCUAUGCACGCUCGAGAGUUGGCCACCGUCGAGAGCUUGGAGACCAUGAAGAAGACCGUGGCCAGGCUGGAGAAGGAACUGGACGCGAGGAAACGGGCGGGGGACGAUGAUGCCGGAGCAACGUCAGCCGUGAAAGAGAAGGAGAAAUUCGAGAAGGAGAAGGCUAGACUCCAAGGCGAGCUGGACGGCAUUAAGCUGAGACUGACCAACUCUCUGAACUACAUUGAGGAGUUGGAGCAGAAGAUGAACACAGCAGAGGAUAAUAUCGCAAAGCUUGAAGAGUCUUUAGAGGAAGCUGACAACAACGCAGUGCGCCAAAACCGUCUGGUGGACCAUCUUAAAGGGGAGAGCGCGACGCUGAAGCUGGAGGUGGAAACCCGAGGGAAUACGAUUGGCGGCCUUAACGAUAAGCUGUCGAAAGCAGAGAAGACGAUCGACCGCCGCGACCGGCAGCUGCGAGACAUGGGCAACAAACUGGACACAGCCAGGCAGGAGCAGGAAGCGGCGCUGACCAAGGCUGCGACUCUCAGAGACCAGCUUGACAAUACCAAUGCACAGUUCGACAAAACGAAGCAGGCUUUGACUAACACUUCGAGAGAAUUGAGGAACAUGACCGAUGAGGGAACGAGACUGCGAAAUGAGUUGACCAAGAUGAGGAAGGAUGCGGUGCAGCAAACAAAGAGAUACCAGCUUCUGGAGAAAAACAAGGCUGCUGUGGAAUCAGAUCGAGACCGACUGCGACAACAAGUGAGCGUUAUGGAGCGAGAGAUCAUGCUGUCGAAGAAGGCAGCUGAAGCCGACAGAAGGGACAUCGAGAACCUAAACAGGGAGAAGGACAUACUGAACAAGACCUUACAGAAGAUACAGAACGAAGCCCUGGAAAACCUCCACAUGCUAAAUCUCCAGGAGCAGAGACGCAAGCAACUGGAACACGAGCUGGAAAUGAACGCGGCACAGAUCACCAAGCAGCGGCUGCUCAUACGACAACUAGAGAAAGACAAAGACAGAAUGCUGGAAGAGACGAUAGCCCUGAACGAAAAGAUUGACGAAAUAACAGAGGAGGUGCGCCUGCGCAACGCAGACAUCUUGGACUUGAACAAAGCGCUCCGCGACGAGACCAUCAAGGUCCGAAAGCUGUCCGUGGCGCUGGACGCGACCAGAGCCGAGAGGAAUAUGCUGCACAAGAACUAUACCGAAUCUCUGGACGAGAUCCAGGACUUGAAACAGAAACUUAAGAUGCUAGCAUACCAAAUCGAGCAGCUCAAGGAAGACAUCAGCGGCAAGGAAUCAGGGCUGAAGACGUGUGAGGGGGUCCUCUCUAAAUGUCACAAGAAAGUCGAAAUGCUGAGGAGUGAGGUCCAGGCUGGGCUGGUGAAGCUAUCUGAUGCAAGAGCUGACAUCGCUGCGUUGAGGCAGGAGGAGGCUAGGCUCAAUAGGAUCGUGCAGGAAGGCGACACAGCCCGAGCCAAGCUGAUGAAGGAGCUGGAAGGUCUGAUGAACGAGCGCGACGUGGUCGGCGCACAGCUGGUGCGGAGGAACGAUGAGAUAUCCCUGCUCUAUGAGAAGAUAAGGAUCCUGGAGAUCACUCUGCACAGAGGUGAACGCCAAUACGAGCAGCGCGUGGAAGACAUCAGACUUCUACGAUUGGAGAUCAUCAGGCUGAGGAAGGAGAAGAACUUGCUCUCCAAGGGCAUCGAGAACAUGACAGAUCUAAGGCUUGAGGUGUUCAACUUGGAGCGCGAGCUGGGCCGCGAGAGGCUGCGCGUGCGCGCGCUGGAGGAGGCUCUGGAGACGCCGCUCAACGUGCACCGCUGGAGGAAGCUGCAGGGCACCGACCCUGAGAGCGUGCAGCUCACGCAGAAGUUGAGGGUCACCCAGAAGAAGGUGCUGGCUCAGAGCGAAAUGUUGGUACUGAAAGACCGGGAGCUGAAGGAAACCCGCAACCUGUACAACGCCGUCAAGGACAUGCUGGCGUUGCAGCCGAGUCCGGAGAUACAGCAAACUUUGACACGGACGCAGCGGGCAUUGGCACAGAGAACUUCAAAGAUGAAGUGCCUCAUAGCUGAACUAAGCAUGCGAGAGAAACAAGUAGCAGACCUUCGUCUCGAGUUGGACAGAGCCAAUGGUGACUUACACUCGUUCAAACAGCGAUACUACGAGAUGAAGAGAGCAUUGGAUGCAGACGAGGCCAGGAGGCUACGAGUGCCUUCGCCGCAGUCGCAAACUGCAGCCAUGUGAUUGGUGGAAUUAUCGAAAGACUGAGCGAAGGGUUGCCAAAAAUUGGAACAAUGAGAUUGGAACGAUGAGAUAGCUUGCGCUAUUUUUUGCCUUUGCAAGGCGCUCAGCGUCUUUGCAAAAGUAUUGUAUUGUAACGGUUUUUUUAUUAACAAGAUUUUUGACAAAAUUUUGUGCUAGAUUAGUAAUUAAUUACGGCGAAAGAAGUGAACAACUGUCUUCCAUUUGUCGUCACAAUAGUGUCCUUGCCCCAAGAAGUCUGGACUCGUGAUACACGACUGAUAGUUCCACAUUUUGCUGUAGGUACUCUAUUAAAUUACAAAUAAAAAAUAUAAUAUUAAAUUUUAAUAUUUUUGAGAUCCGGCUUGAAGGACCAAACUGUAGGAUCUUGUCUGAAUAUAUAUUAUAAAUAAUUAUACUCGGUAUUUGACAAAGAUUGUUUAUUUAGGGCUGGUAAAUCACGAGAGCAAUACGUUUAAAAGUAACAACAGCUAAAAUGGUGGAUGACAGAAUUUGUUUUCAUAGAAAAGAAACAUCGCGCAGGCGUGAGCUCGUCGUCACAGCGCAUGCGCGUAGACAACUAUUAAAUUGAAUUACUGAACAAAUUAUAUGGAGCUUGUAUAACCGCGGGAUUUUCGUGGCGCGACUCUUUUGUGCUACAUCAGUCCAUUGUACAACUUUCUUUUUAUUCUUGCGCAUACCCCACUGAGUAAAGUGCUUAGAAGACGAGUAAACAGAUUACUUACUAAACCAUGAGAUUAAACAAAGGUUAGUGAUUUAAACACGCAUGUAGAUUAAGACACAUUCGACAGGUUUCUUUUUCAUAAGAAUAAAUUAUUAGUUCCUCCACCAGACUUUAUUUACCACAUGGAAAUUUAUAUAAUGAUAGAACAACCUAUGAAAUUCGUAAUGCAUAAUGAGAUUUUGCGCUAUGAGAUUUCCAUGAGCUGACGAAUAAGUACGAGUACAUUACAUUGUUCUUCUAUUUUGA
Molecule: messenger RNA, 3657 nt
Organism: Plodia interpunctella (Indianmeal moth)
Lineage: Eukaryota; Metazoa; Arthropoda; Insecta; Lepidoptera; Pyralidae
Product: cilia- and flagella-associated protein 58-like
Exons: 19
Coding region: 105-2669 (854 amino acids)
Cellular component (GO): cytoskeleton
Source: RefSeq, a predicted model, not a curated record